UCGUUCAGUUUCCGGUUUGAACAAAUGAUACUUUUCGUUCUUCACGGUGACAAAAUAUUCUUCGGAGGGGGGAGCCAUAAUUUCUUGGUUUUAAUUAAUUCGGUUUAACUAAGCUGUAAUAGCCCGUAUAAUCUCUUUACCAUAACCUAUGAGUGUAGAGUCUUGUCGCGUUUGAGCGUCUUUGAUAAAGCUUUCUGUUUUUGACUGUUAAACCGGCGGUGACUGGUUCGAACUGGCCCAGUGAGUCUGCGCACUGAGUGUAAACAGGAAGAGAAAAAAUUAGGCUGUUAACGGGAACGGGACGCGAGAUUUAAUCGGUUGCGACUGUUUUUAGUAAUCAACUAAUUUCGAAUUCUGUGCACGAAGGAUUAUUUAUCCGUGCAGGCAUAUUUGUUAAGAAAUAUGUGUCCUGCAGCAGAACAGUGACAAUAACGUCUGCUCGAGGAAAGCGCUAUCUAACGUUAAUCUUCAGUUGCCUGGCUAGCUAGCAGCUCUGAGAGGAUUUUGACGCUGAGGUAUAUCUUGUUAGCUGCAUGGCUACAUAAACAGAUGCAUGAGUGGGAAAUACAGACUUUUCGCUGAAAAGCUACUUUAUAAAUAGUGCUUACUUGUCAUUGCGACAAUACGCUUAAAAUCCGUAUCCUCCAAGCUGGCUAACGUGCUAUUUAGCGAGCUAAGUUACUGCGCUGAGCCACUUCUCAGAAAGACGAACGCUUCAGCAUUAGUGACAUUUUAUUAACCUGCAUUAACCGAUUCUGGAAAUGGUUCAGAAAGAUAAAAUAGUGGAAUUGUCCCAGUCGGACCCUGAGCCGUGUCCUGCAGGGACAGAGGUCGGUGUGGUGGAUGUCCAGAGCUCAGUGGAAGAGCACAGUGUUGUGGCUGAGAGAACAGGCCGCAGGAAAUUCAUCAGCGGUGUUGUUGAGGGCUUUUAUGGUCGACCAUGGACAAUGGAACAAAGAAAAGAGCUGUUUAGGAGACAGCAGAAAUGGGGUUUGAACACGUAUCUGUAUGCACCUAAAGACGACUACAAACAUAGAAUGUUCUGGAGAGAGAUGUACUCUGUGGAGGAAGCGGAGCAACUUAUGAUACUGAUAAGUUCUGCAAAAGAGCAUGGAAUUGAGUUCAUUUACGCCAUAUCACCUGGCCUGGAUAUAACCUUCUCAAACCAGAAGGAGGUCUCUACACUGAAAAGAAAGUUAGACCAAGUCUCUCAUUUUGGGUGCAAGUCCUUUGCUCUACUUUUUGAUGACAUUGAUCACAACAUGUGUCCGGCCGACAAAGAAGUAUUUAGCUCAUUUGCACAUGCACAAGUUUCUAUUACCAAUGAGAUCUACCAGUAUCUGGGAGAGCCUGAAAUAUUUUUGUUUUGCCCCACAGAAUACUGUGGAACGUUUUGCUACCCAAACGUGGCCCAGUCGCCUUACCUGCGUACCGUUGGUGAAAAACUGCUGCCUGGCAUUGACAUUUUGUGGACAGGUCCAAAAGUAGUUUCUAAAGACAUAACUGUAGAGUCUAUUGAAGAGGUGACAAAGAUCUUGAGGAGACCUCCUGUAAUCUGGGACAAUAUUCAUGCCAAUGACUAUGAUCAGAAGCGUUUGUUCCUUGGUCCUUAUAAAGGCAGGUCCACUGAAUUGAUCCCCCGGCUAAAAGGAGUCCUCACCAACCCAAACUGUGAAUUUGAGACCAACUUUGUAGCAAUUCACACAUUAGCAACGUGGUAUAAGUCUAAUAUGAAUGGAGUGAGAAAGGAUGUCGUCAUGACGGACAGUGAAGACAGCACAGUGUCCAUUCAGAUAAAGUUGGAGAAUGAGGGAAGUGAUGAGGAGCUGGAGACAGACAUUCUUUACAGUCCACAGAUUGCCCUUAAGCUGGCUCUUACUGAGUGGCUCAGCGAGUUUGGAGUGCCUCAUCAGUACAAUAGCCGUCAGGGAGCUCACAGUGGCCCGAAGAGUGCCUCCACCGAUGUGCCCUCAAUGACUGCACCCUCUCUAGGAUCCUCCACUACAGUAACCACAGUUUUUCAACAGCCCAUCAUGAGCCCUGCUGCUCCCCUUACUGAGGAACCACACACACUGCACAAAGAGGAGGAGGAGGAGGUGGAGGUGGAAGUAGAGAAGAAGGAUUCAGAUGAGGAGCCCAUGGAGAUGGUGUUAGAGAAACAAGAUGAAGUCGAGGAUGCCAAGAAUGUCAAUCAGAUCCUCACAAAAAUUGUUAAAGCUGCCAUGACUGAGGAUCUCAAACCUAUGGACACUGAUAAGGAGAGUAUAUCAAAGACUCCAGAGAUGUCCGUUCAGGAGGACUCCAGCAGUGACAUUGCACCCAUGCAGACUGACGAGCAGCUGAAUAAAGAUAUGUUUGUUCCAGGACCCGACGAGAAACCGCUGUACACAGCCGAGGCACUCACACUGGAUGACCUGUCUCUGCUUGCAGAACUGUUCUACUUGCCAUAUGAACACGGUCCUAAAUCAGUGCAAAUGCUCAAAGAAUUCAACUGGCUCCGGGCUAACACCAGCAUUGUUAGUGUGAACUCCAAAUGCAAGGACUCAGAGAAAGUGACUGAAUGGCACACCAGAGCAGAAAAUUUCGAGGAGAUGUGUUGCGCCGUCAUGCAGAUGUUCACCAGACUCUCCAACUCAGCCAAUCGAACCAUUUUGUAUGAUUUGUAUCCCUAUAUCUGGGAUAUAAAGAGUAUCAUCUCUAUGGUGAAAUCAUUUGUCCAGUGGUUAGAUGGAAGAAUCCUCAGCACAAGUUUCUACUGCUAUUGGAUCGACAGUGGACUAUGGUGUCGUAGUCAGUCCUCAGCACAGUUCUUAAGUGGAGACCAAGAGCCCUGGGCCUUUAGGGGCGGUCUAGCGGGAGAGUUCCAGCGACUGUUGCCAAUAGAUGGGGCAAACGACCUUUUCUUUCAGCCACCACCAUCAAUGCCAACUUCCAAAAUCUAUUCCAUAAGGCCUUACUUUUCUAAAGAUGAAGCUGCUGUCUACAAGAUCUGCAGGGAAAUGUACACAGAGGGAUGUGAGGGUAUUCCUUUUCCUGACCAGGAACCAGACCUGAUUGGGGACAGGUUAGUGGGAGGGUUUUUGACACUCAGCCCAGACUACGGCUUUGUCCUGGAGGAUGAGGAGGGGAUCUGCGGCUAUGCCUUGGGCACCGUGGACGUCAAGCCCUUUGUCAAGAAAUGCAAGCUGAGCUGGAUUCCAUUCAUGCAGGAAAAGUACAACAAACCUGACUCCGAGAAGGAUCUGUCUGAGGCAGAGAAAAUGAUGCUAAGCUUUCAUGAGGAAGAGGAAGGAUUGCCAGACUCAUUCCUUAGUAACUUCCCCUCGCUCAUAAAGGUGGACAUUCAUGCCAAAGUGACUGACCCCAGUGUAGCCAAAAGCAUGAUGGGCUGUCUCCUUUCAUCCUUGAAAGCCAAUGGCUCCCAUGGUGCCUUUUGUGAGGUCCGGCAAAUUGAUAAACGGAUGUUGGACUUCUAUGGCAAACUUGGCUGCUUCGAAGUAGCUAAAAUGGAGGGCUUUCCAAAAGAUGUGAUCAUAAUGGGAAGGAGCUUGUGAAAGGGAGCCAUGUGGAAGCCUAGUGCCCUUGAAAGAACUUGUACAAAGCUACAGUGGUCUGCAUGGAAGACCGGGAGUGUGUCUUAAUACCCAUUACAAUGUUCACAUUGGUACCUUUUGGUUGCACUAAUUGCAGCCUAGUUUAUUUCUAUAAAGUGUGCUCUUCAGAAAAAUCUGAAAGCAUUUAAGGUGCAUCUGAUGGAUGGUUGGUAUGCUUUGCAAAUCAGAAGGGGUGUGUCUUUUUUUUUUUUUUAAUUUUUUUUUUUAAAUAAAUAAAUAAAUACAUGAGACCCUCUUCUGGUCUAAAAAAAACAGCUUGAGCUGGCCCGAUGCCAUUUAGCCCAUUACACAUGUGGAUGGUUACAUUCAAGACAUAUUCAGUAUAUUACAGGUUUCAGUGAGUGUAUUUAGGUGCAGCACAAUCGGCAGAUUAAAGCUCCCACUGCACUAUUGAGCAGAGUUAAUUUUCCAUGUCUUUUUACUCUUAUUUUCAAAGCUUGAGUGACUAUUCAGCAGUACUCUAGAAGUUAAGCAGCUCCAUUUUUGCUCCAUUUUUUCCCAGUCACAGAAUGUUAUUGCAGCGUUAGAAUUUUCACAGCAUCUUUGGAUGUUCUCAAAGCAGUAAUUCAUUGUGCUUUAAGUCAUUCAUCAGAACUGCUAGGAAUGCACAUAUAAGGAACUUGUAUGUCCUUAGAGCUGCAUGGACAUUACUUUUUUGCUUAAGUGCAAGGCAUGUGUAUCUUACUGAUACCGCUGUGUUUUGGUCUGUUGAUUUCAUCAGUGUUUAGCAGAAUUUUACCCCCCUUUUGAGAUUUUUAUUUAUUUAUUUUUUUGUUCACAUACAUGAUCGGAGAUUAUGCCAGUUAUGUAUUUAUAAACUCCAGUCUCAACAAGAAUGUGAAUAUUCCCAACUAAAAGUAUGUGACUAAAAGAGUCUACUCUAAAACAUUUGUAUAAUAGGCAGUGAUAUUAAUAAUAAUCUAAAGCGGUCUGAAAAGACAGCCACAUUUGUGAUAUUUUUGACAGAUGAUUCUAGUUGCUUGCAAGUCAAUGCCUAAGGUAUUAAAACAAAAUUUCAGCUAUAAAGGAGACUGGGGCAGCGUUCAGACAAUGUGUUUUUGUUUUUGUUUUAUACUUAUCAGAUUAACAUUUGGUUUAUUAGUAGCAAGGACUCACAUCUUAGUUUUUUCUGAUUUGAGCCAAUUCCAUAUACAUGGUAUAUCUCUGAUAAAUAAUAGACUAUCUCAAUUCAGAUUGAGUAUAGUAAUAUCUGAUAUGACCUUUGAUUUGUGCUUUCUUACAACAUUUCCCCAAAUGUCUUGAAUAGUGCUUUGUUUUUCCUUGGUUUACUUCAAUGUUCGGUUUAAGGAGGUUGAGAUUACAUUCAAGUGGAAAGGGUUUCAUUUGAAGGUAUAAAUGCAUUUAAAAAAUUUCAGUACUUCAAGUUGUAACUAUCAAUAUGUAUGUAAUAUAGUUGUACUUUCUGUAAGGUUUGUAUGUAAUUAAGAUGGUUAGUUACAAUAAAGUAUGUUAAAAAAAAAAAAAAAA
Molecule: messenger RNA, 5102 nt
Organism: Ictalurus punctatus (channel catfish)
Lineage: Eukaryota; Metazoa; Chordata; Actinopteri; Siluriformes; Ictaluridae
Gene: oga
Product: O-GlcNAcase
Exons: 17
Coding region: 762-3554 (930 amino acids)
Biological process (GO): glycoprotein metabolic process
Molecular function (GO): beta-N-acetylglucosaminidase activity
Source: RefSeq, a predicted model, not a curated record